Carya illinoinensis is the source of this 691-nucleotide messenger RNA. Its product is annotated as heavy metal-associated isoprenylated plant protein 47-like. The coding region runs from base 133 to 516 and encodes 127 amino acids. The transcript is spliced from 3 exons. Lineage: Eukaryota; Viridiplantae; Streptophyta; Magnoliopsida; Fagales; Juglandaceae. The record is from RefSeq and is a predicted model, not a curated record.
GGAAGUGCUAGCUCGAUCGAGGUUCUUAUAUUCUUCGAUCGUCCGCUUCUUGUAAAGCUAAAACAAUUGUAUCCCCAGGUCACCAACUCCUGAAAACCCAGCUUAUAUUGUCGUCAAACAUUUCCGAGUAUCAUGAAGCAAAAGAUCGUCAUUGAGGUAAUAUGUAAGAAACGCCGUUCCAAAGCCAUGGCCCUGGCUGCUACAAAACAUGGGGUUUCGUCAGUGUCAUUAGAUGGGCAAAACCCAUAUCAACUGGUGGUGGUCGGAGAUGAUGUUGAUGCAGCUUGCUUGAUAGAAUAUUUGAGAAAGAAGGUUGGCCAAGCUAGCUUAGUAACCGUGGAAAAAAUAGUGGAGAAAGUGCCCGAGAAGAAAAAAGAUCCACCUCCAGCUUGUGUGUGCAAAGUACCACCUUAUUGUUACCAACCACCGAUGGGAUUUUGUCAUGGGGUUUAUGUCGAAUAUCCACCUGGUUGCAAUGUCUGCUGGGGGAAUGGAUUUCACUGGCCCUGGUACUGAUCAUCUAGCACGCCGGAGUAGAUUCGUUUCCUUCAUUAUUAAUUUUUUUGCCUUUUAAAAUAAUUUUAUCUUGAGAUGUAGAUCAUCUUUAUUAUAUAGUGAAUGUUUGUUCUAUCCUAAUCUUAAAAAGAUCAUAAUGUACGUUCAUGAUUACUUGUGAUCAGAUUAUCGUCUA